Messenger RNA from Penaeus chinensis, 2532 nucleotides. RefSeq names its product AN1-type zinc finger protein 2A-like. Gene Ontology annotation, molecular function: zinc ion binding. Bases 134 to 994 code for a protein of 286 amino acids. NCBI's taxonomy places the organism in Eukaryota, Metazoa, Arthropoda, Malacostraca, Decapoda, Penaeidae. The transcript has 6 exons. The record is from RefSeq and is a predicted model, not a curated record. Gene Ontology annotation, cellular component: endoplasmic reticulum; cytoplasm. Gene Ontology annotation, biological process: protein targeting to ER; proteasome-mediated ubiquitin-dependent protein catabolic process.
ACGUCACACCAGAACCUUAUCAAAUUCCCUCAGCAACCUAAUAUUUGUUCUUAUUUUCGUGCUGUAUGCGUGAUUUUUACGAUAGUGUCUUUCGUGUCUGGUUACUCGUGAAAUAAUUCAUAAAGGAAAAAAAAUGGAAUUACCACAUAUAGGAACUAACUGUGCGGAACCAACCUGUAGGCAGCUGGAUUUCCUCCCGUUUACAUGCAAUAUGUGUAAAAAGGAAUUCUGCGUGGACCACCAUAAAUACGAAGACCACAGCUGUCCCGAGAGCUACAAGGCUGACGUUCGAAUUCCAGUAUGUCCCCUGUGCGACCAACCGGUCCCCAGCAAGAGGGGCGAAGCUCCUGAUCUUGCUGUCAAUGAUCACAUGGAAAAUAAUUGUAAAAAUAAAAACAAGAAGAUUUAUACCAACAAAUGCUCAGCAAAUGGUUGCAAAACGAGGGAGAUGGUUCCGGUUUCCUGCAAUGCCUGUGGCCUUAACUACUGCUUGCGACACAGGCAUACAACUGACCACGACUGCAAGGGGCCUGCAACGUCACGAGAUAAAGCUGCCAAAGCCGCCUCGUCACGCAGCGGCACCAGUAGAGGGCAGAGCAAUGGCACCGUCUCCCGUGGCCUCAGUAGCCUAGCAGACGCAAGUGCCCAAGGCAUCAGGAGGUACUUCUCCUCUACCCCCCCAUCCGCCGGGCCCAGGCCAACUGGGCACUCGCAGCAGCACCAGAGACAGCCUGUCCGAACGCCACCCAGCGUGUCGUCACUGCAGGGCGGAAUGUCAGAGGACGAAGCUUUAGCUCGUGCGAUGGCAGCCUCUGUACACGAUGCUAACAAGGCACCACGGCCACAGCAGCAACAACCAUCUCGAACUAGUCCCCAGGAAAGUGAGGAUGAACAGCUGGCCCGAGCUAUUGCCGCUAGCCUAGAGGAAACUUCGGCGGCGUCUGCAGCACGGAACCAGCAAGGCAGUAGCAGUAUCAACUGUAACGUUUGUUGAGGGAAUGCAGAAACUACCUCAGGAAUACACUUGGGUUUUAAAGUAUACGUGGUUUGCGUAAGUUAAAAGGAGAUGCUGUUGGAUUAUGAGGAUUUUUUAAUGGAUUGUGGACUGUUGUUAUCUUUUGAGUCUGUUUGCAUAAGUUUGCAUGUAUGUGUAUGAAUGUGAGAGUUCAUUUUAUUACACAUUUGGUUUCACUUUGAGAAGUCGCAGGCUGUAUUUUGGUUGUAUCCUUAAUGCCAGUUUUUGUUGAAAUUUACUUGAAAAGAUUUUUGUUUGAUUUUAAUUAUGAUUUGUUUGUAUAAUCUAAUACCUGAAAUUAGUACAGAGUUACAAUUUAAGAACAUCUGAUACCUGAAGUUAGCUUUAUAAACUUAUUACACAUUUUGUCAAAAUUAGAAAUUUUAGAAAUGUAAAGGCUCCAGAAAAUUUUAUAUCAGAAUUGCUGGAUUGAUUUUAUUGCUCACUAAUAGUAUAUUCUCCUUUCCAUUUGUUUUCUUUUUUAAUUGAUUAUGCUAUUACUCUUCCUUAUAGUAUAGUCAAAGAAGAUAUAUUAUAUCGCAUCAUCGAACCCAAGUCGUACGUAAUGUCAUGAGGAAUAAUUGAACAGUGAGAGGAUCGUAUCACACUCAGUCAGUUGUGAUUAAUCAUUCAUACCCUCAUUCACGCAUUCAAUCACUCAAUCACUUUUACAUUCGAGCCCUCACUGAGUCACAUAUCUGCACCCAUAUGUUCUUAUACUCACUCUUUUCUCACCUACACAUAUAAUUUAGUUAUAAUGCCUUUGUUAUUUAAGAAAAAUAUACUUGAGACACUCUUUUUCACCCACACAUAUAAGUGCAUCAUAAUACCUCUGUUAUAUAAGAAAAAUAAACUUGAAAAUGAAGAAAGAGAUAUAUAUGUAUAUAGUAACUCCCUUAUAUAUAGAUUAUUCUUACAAUGGGAUUAAAAUAAACCGCAGUUGCUGCUGUUGCAGAGUUCAUCCACCACCUUGAGAUAUCCUAUUCGUGGACCAAAUUUCCUGACAAAUUUGUUUAUGAAUUUGUUAGAAAUUUGUAUUUUUAGAAGUAUGGAAAAAGCAUAAAAAAACGAGAAAAAUCUUACGCUAAGGUUGUUUUGUUUUUUUCUUUAUUCUGCCUAAUUGCAGAUAUUAAUAUUGUCAGUGUAUCUGAUUGAUGCUAACACACUUUUGCUGUAUGGUCAGAGGAAAUUAUUUUACAGCUAAACAAACAGAAGUUUUUAAGAUUACAUGCAGUGUAGAAUUUAUAAACUAGUGAAAAAGUCAAGUUUAAGUGUUGUCGAGACUUUUAGUUAAAAUUACUCUUGUAGAUGCACAUUCAGUUUGCUUCUCUCCUCAAAUAUUUAUUCAGAUAUUUUUGUUGACUGUGUCUUGCUACAGUUCUCAAGUUGUAAAGUAUAGUUCCUCUUGUCAUGUAGGUAUCAGUUUGUGAUACUACUUCAUUGAAAAGAAAAAAGCUGAAAUAGGAAUGAUUAGUUUGGUUCCUUGAAAAGCUCUAACAUUAAAGAGUUUAAAAAUG